UACAGUACACAGUACGUGGAAGAGCACGAUCGUCCCUAGCCCUACGUACGUGCGUAAAUCGAAUGGGGGGUGUUGUGGAGUUACCGUGGGGUGAGGUGAUGUGGCACUAGUGGUGGUGUCUACUCGGCCGGUCCCGAUUUACCCCAUCCACCACCCUCUUUUUGGACAGAAAAAAAAACACACAGUCACUGAGUUAAAGGACACGUUUAUUUUGUUGCUUUUUGAGACGGGAUCUGCUUUGGGACGGGUUCCACGCGCAGGGAGAAACACUAACGCCGGCGCUGGUUGUUGUUGUUGUUGUCAGCGUGCAUCCGUCAGCGGGCCGACCGUGGAAAUGACUCAGGAGUCGGCGGUUGGGGGUUUGUGUUGUACCGGUCCACCGCAAGUAGCUGGGCCUUGAUUGAUGGUGCGUCCGUGCGUCAUCACAGGAUUGGAAGACAAGUUCUGGAAAAGAUUGGUUCAUUAAAAUCAUCCUUGAUUUUCAGACCACAGUUGUGUUGGAGCGGAAGGAUUAACACUCUGAGGUACAGAAAAGACACGGAAAAUGGUCGUCAUGGCAACGGAGACACAGGGCAAGCCUCGUCGGGGCCACAUCAGAGUCGGUUUCUACGACAUCGACAAGACCAUCGGGAAAGGGAACUUUGCCGUGGUCAAGUUGGCCAAACACCGCAUCACAAAAUCUCAGGUCGCAAUAAAAAUAAUCGACAAGUCCAGGUUAGACGAGGCCAACCUGCAGAAGGUGUACCGGGAGGUGGCAAUUAUGAAAAUGUUGAACAACCCGCACAUCAUCAAACUUUACCAGGUCAUGGAGACCAAAAGCAUGUUAUACCUCGUCUCAGAGUACGCUAGCAACGGCGAAAUGUUCGAUUACCUUGCCAACCAUGGCCGCAUGACGGAGAAGGAAGCCCGGAAGAAGUUCUGGCAGAUUGUCAACGCUGUCCAGUACUGCCACGAGAGGAGAGUGGUCCACCGAGACCUGAAGGCCGAGAACCUGCUCCUGGAUGCCAACAUGAACAUCAAGAUCGCCGACUUUGGGUUCAGCAACUUCUUCACGCCGGGGGACCAGCUGGCGACAUGGUGCGGCAGUCCGCCAUACGCGGCACCAGAGGUCUUCGAAGGGCAGCGAUAUAGUGGGCCACAGCUCGACAUCUGGAGUCUGGGUGUUGUGCUUUAUGUGCUCGUGUGCGGAGCCCUACCCUUUGAUGCCAACACACUGCCCCAGUUGAAGGAGAGAGUCCUGGCCGGAAGAUUCAGGAUACCAUUCUUCAUGUCAACAGAGUGCGAGCAGCUGAUCCGUAAGAUGCUGGUCAUCGACCCGGCUAAACGCUACACCAUCGAGCAGAUCAAGAACCACAAGUGGAUGCAAAUGGAAGGAGGGGAGCCCUCCCCAGUCACCAGCCCAGUCUCCGACAUCCCCAAGCCCGUCGGGGAGUUCAACGAGCAGGCCCUGCGUCUUAUGCAAAGCCUGGGCAUUGACCAGCAGCGGACGAUAGAGUCAUUGCGGAGAGAUGCCUAUGAUCACUACACAGCUAUUUACUACCUCCUAGUUGAAAGACUUAAACUUCAUCGCUGCAGCUUUCCCGUCGAGGGACGAGUGGACAGUCGGUCACGUAGACCCAGUUCUAUUUCUGACCAUGCCAUUCUCCGGACUCAGGUCAUUGGCACGGGGACCCACAUACCCCAUGUCGUCCCCGGUUCGCAGCAGAGCCGGAGCCCAAUCAAGCAGCACUCACUCGGAAGCCACCCGACACAGCAACAGCAACCAAUUAUGGGCUUCCGGCCUGUCCAACCGGCGUCGCAGCCUGCCGGAGUCAAACCCGAAGCCGCCCAUGCCGCGCUGCAGCGGAAACGCAAAGAGCCCAUCCUGCAGCAGCCCACCUGCAUCUUCAGCGAGGGAGACGUGGUCAGCGUCCCGCAAGUGGUCAGCGGCACUCUCUUAGAGCCGCUGCCCCGGAUGAACUUCCGCAAGGUCCGCUCCAUGUCGCCCAACCACAUGGUGGUGACGUCCAUCGAUGAGGGAGUGGAGGUGGACAUGCCCGAGAGCGAGGGUGAAAUGGACAAAACACCCACGGAGCAGCUGAUGGCCCAGCGUCGCCACACCUUAGGAGAGACGUUUGAGGUGACGCCCAGCAUGGAGCCCACGCUGUCGGACUUUGGCAUCGAGCCGCAGGACCUGUCGGCUUCAUUUGAUUCUCAGGAAGAGAUGGAGAUUGCCCAGAUCUCACAGGGUUUUGUUCAGGGCUUGGGGCAAGGGAUGUUCCAGCUGGGCUCAGGGAGCCAGCGCAAUUCACCCGACUUGUCCCCGACAGUGCAAGAGCAGCACAUGAUUGGGGGCCCGCCAGUGGGGCAAGGAAUAACGGAGACGUUAUUGCGAACUGGCAGUCAGUCCCCAACGAGCUUCAGGGAAGGCCGUCGCGCCUCGGACGGUCUUCUCCUGCAGGACUCCUUCAACCCCCAGCACAAGAAUUUGCCUCGCACCCAGGGCAUUAGUGAGCUCCAUGCCCGGUUGGAUCAGCAACAAGGAGGCGAAUUCACAGACUGCAAGAUUAUCGCCGAGCAUGCCAAACAGCAGCAAAUGCAGCAGCACCACGGCCGCCUCUUGCAGCACAUGGACUCGGUGCAGUCCACUGACAGCGGCUCAUACUCGCAGUGCCAGGUCGGGCAGCAGCCAGUCACGUGGCGCCGGUUCCCCGCCCAGGUGCAGCAGAACCAGCGGCAGAACCACUUCCAGGCCAUGAAACACACCAUGCACACGGAGCCGGCGCAGGGCACCGGCUGCAGUUUUGAUGAGCUGUCCCGGGGAGUGACGCCAGCCCGCAGCCUGCAGCACCACCUCAUGCAGCAGCGGCUGAUGCAGAAGCGGCAGCAGCUGCACAAGCAGUCCCAGCUCAGCCAGCAGUUUCAGCAGCUGCACCUGGAGCGCCAGCCGAGCUUUGACGGUCGGCCGCCUCCCCCGAACCGCGCCGACUCCUACAAGCAGGCGCAGCAGCACCCUGUGCUUCCGCAGUUCUCCAUGAAGGAGGAGCCAAUCCGCAGCGUCACACCGCCGGGAACUUUCUCCCAGGAAUCCAGUCACCAUAGCAACAGGGAUGCCUCCAAACUCCACUUUGGCCUGCCCGUGACCCAUCACAGCUUUGACAACUCUCAAUUUGAGUGUAUGGACACUUCUGAGGGCCCCACAAGCCAGUCAGGUUUCUCGUACACACCAUGCUAGCUUCUCGCAACAAUUGACGCUUGCCAAAACUUUCAAUGAAAAUAACCUGCCUGAAUCUCUCAACAAAUGACAUAUUGUAAGCAGACUGUGCAUCAGUUUUAUGAGAUUGUCACUGAUGGAUUGUUGAAAUCUUUUGUACUAAGGAAUGGGGAAAAAAAACAGUAAAAAAUGCAGAAAGGCUUUGACAAGUUUUGAUGCAGAUGUGUAUUCGUCAAAGGCUUAUCACUGUUCAGUUGCAGUUUGCUGACUCAAGAAAGAAACAGUCCUAGACCAGAAGAUAGUGCACCUGAGUUAUUUCCUGAUUAAUGAGUAGGAGUGACCACAACUCACUCAGUGACUCAUUCAGACCUUGUGCCAGGAGUGUCCAUACUGUGCAAGUUAGCAGCAUUGUAUUCAGCAUUUCAUUGUGUGUGCUUUUGUUUUGGUCAAAAUUAAAGUUUUAGAGUACCAAAGUGUGACGUCACUGUGAACCAGAAAGUGCAG
Messenger RNA from Acanthaster planci (crown-of-thorns starfish), 3697 nucleotides. Its product is annotated as serine/threonine-protein kinase SIK2-like. Gene Ontology annotation, biological process: intracellular signal transduction; microtubule cytoskeleton organization; protein phosphorylation. The record is from RefSeq and is a predicted model, not a curated record. Gene Ontology annotation, molecular function: tau-protein kinase activity; ATP binding. Gene Ontology annotation, cellular component: cytoplasm. Lineage: Eukaryota; Metazoa; Echinodermata; Asteroidea; Valvatida; Acanthasteridae.